This is a messenger RNA of Bacillus rossius redtenbacheri, 7488 nucleotides long. RefSeq names its product kinesin light chain (gene Klc). NCBI's taxonomy places the organism in Eukaryota, Metazoa, Arthropoda, Insecta, Phasmatodea, Bacillidae. Gene Ontology annotation, biological process: microtubule-based movement. The transcript has 14 exons. The record is from RefSeq and is a predicted model, not a curated record. Gene Ontology annotation, molecular function: kinesin binding. The coding region runs from base 1549 to 3678 and encodes 709 amino acids. Gene Ontology annotation, cellular component: kinesin complex; cytoplasm.
GUGCUGCAAGGCACAUACAUAAAAAAUGAAUACUUAUUUUUUAAAAAAUAUAUAAUCAAGAUAUUGAGUAAGUACGAGAGUGAGAAGCAUACGAGAUCUAAAGUAUGCGAGUGAGCAGUCGAGCGCUGUUGCUGCCGCCAUCCGUGUUUUCGGCGAGUAAUUUGUACACAGUGGAGGUUUACAAGUAGUAAUUGUAACAAUCAUGGCUACGAAUAAACCUACGAAGAGUUUUACAGUAGUCAGACGCUCUACUUUAUUCGUUAUCCCCACCACCACCACCACCACCAUUACAACCACGACCACCACCACCACUCCCCCUGUCCAUCGAGCUCCCCAAUACCAAUCCUGAACGUUGCAGUUUUCGUUACGCACUAAUUAGUAUCGGGUGUAAAGAAGUUUCACUGAUGUUGAACAGAGGGAAAGUGCGGUUUCUAGCAGAAAUGUUACAUUCCGAGUGAUGUAGAAAAUGCCGUGCGCGCGCCUCCCUCGCGACCGCGCCUGUCACAUGACCGCGGCGACGACCGCCUCCAGAACUGGAUCCGAAGGUCGGUCGGUCAGUUGCGCAACUCCCGAUGCCGAGUUGACGCCGCCGAAGGUAGACAAACAAGUAUCGGUUACCACCUUGCCCGCUCACCUGCCGGGUGUCGCCUAACAGCUGGCGUGGUCGGCUCUCGGACGGCAUCGUGCCGUUCCGCGUUGGUCAGAUCCGCGCUCGGGCCUUGAAGGGCCCGCCCUGGACGCACAUGCGGGCUUCAGAAUAAUUUUAAGAGGCCUAUACAGACAGUCUUCAGGGCGUGAUUGUAGGGCCUUUUGUUAAGAAGAAUUUGCAGCUUCCCAUUACAGAUAAACUGUCAUGUUUUUUUGUGUGUAGAAGGAAAGGAUGAAUGGGUCGAUCUAUAAUUUUUAUAAUGCUUUUUAAAAUUCGUAACAUAGGUAAAAAUAUUACCGAAUAUGUGGUUUUACGCAGCUGUUUUAUGUAUCGUGUGUAAUGCAUACAAAAAAAGUAGAUACACACAACGAUAGAGUAUUAAUCGUUGAUUAAAAUGGUGUAAAAAAAUACAUAGGUCACCGCUGAAAAACUCCCAGAAUUCUUCUACGACAAAAUGGUUUUCCGCACAUUUAUUCUGCCGGGAAGUGUCUCCCUCGCGCGGCGUAUUCUUCAGCCGGCGACUGGAGCCGAGGAGUGGGGCUAGCGGCUGCUGUGAAGGCAGCGGAGGGGAAGUUCGUCUGACGGCUGCUCGGUCGCCUUAUCAGCGCGUCGGGGUAUCGGAUAUCGCGAUAAGCAUAUGUGUCUACAGCUGAGGCCGCCUGGUCGGGAAGUAAUAAAUUCUAGGAUUCAGGAAGUUAUUCCCAGAGCAAACCUCAACCAUUCUACGCCCACCACAUCGCGCGGCGAGAAGACUCAGUAAGGCAUAUUCGGAGCCAAGUGGAGGUUAUCUGUAAGCGAAAAAAGUUGAGCGACUGUUAUUUUUACCCCUUGUUGAAUCGAUAUUUGACUUUGUAACAGCAUCGAGAAAUACUAUUAUAUGCACGAUUUCUUUUUCAAGAAUGGAUGAGAAGAGAAACUGGAGGAAAGGAAAGAAGAAUCAUCUUUAUAUUUCUGCAACAAGAAAGAAAAAUAAAGCUACUCAUCUCAAAGCAUACUGGAGUCAAAGGAAAAAAACUAUACCUAAACAAAACAAUGUCAAUGAAGAAUUGGAAAACCAGAGCCUAUCAAGAAUUCACUGCAGCCAUCAAGCACUGAUUGAAAACGAAAUAACUUCCGGAGUGCAUGAAGAAAGCUAUCCGGCAAAGAAGAAGAUAGAACACAUCGGCAGAAUGACGCAGAUGACGCAGGAGGAGAUCGUGACCAACACGAAGACGGUGGUGCAGGGUCUGGAGGCGCUCAAGAACGAGCACAACUCCAUCCUGAACGGGCUGACGUCGAGCCUGGAGCUGGCCGCCGACCGCGCGCAGAACGUGGUCGAGGAGAAGCAGGGGCUCGUGCAGAAGUCGCUGGAGAUGAUCGAGCUGGGACUCGGCGAGGCGCAGGUGAUGAUGGCGCUGGCCUCGCACCUGCAGAUCGUGGAGGCGGAGAAGCAGAAGCUGCGCACGCAGGUGCGCCGGCUGUGCCAGGAGAACGCCUGGCUGCGCGACGAGCUGGCCAACACGCAGCAGAAGCUGCAGGCCUCGGAGCAGGGCGUGGCCCAGCUCGAGGAGGAGAAGAAGCACCUCGAGUUCAUGGCCUCCAUCCGCAAGUACGACCAGGACGUGGUGAAUGACGAAUCAUCUGAAUCGAAACAGGACAAACCGAAACAAGAUGACCCAGUUGUGGAUUUGUUUCCAGAUGAUGAUGCAGAGGAAAGGAAUACCAUGUCGCCGACCCCGCCCAGCCAGUUCGCGCAGCAGGUGAACGCGGGCUACGAGAUCCCGGCGCGGCUGCGCACGCUGCACAACCUGGUGAUCCAGUACGCCAGCCAGGGCCGCUACGAGGUGGCCGUGCCGCUGUGCAAGCAGGCGCUGGAGGACCUGGAGAAGACGAGCGGCCACGACCACCCCGACGUGGCCACCAUGCUCAACAUCCUGGCGCUGGUGUACCGAGAUCAGAACAAGUACAAAGAAGCAGCAAAUCUUUUGAAUGAUGCUCUUGCCAUCAGGGAGAAAACAUUGGGAGAAAAUCACCCUGCGGUGGCCGCCACCUUGAACAACUUGGCGGUGCUGUACGGCAAGCGGGGCAAGUACAAGGAGGCGGAGCCCCUGUGCAAGAGGGCGCUGGAGAUCCGCGAGAAGGUGCUGGGCAUGGACCACCCGGACGUGGCUAAGCAGCUCAACAACCUGGCGCUGCUCUGCCAGAACCAGGGCAAGUACGAGGAGGUGGAGCGCUACUACCAGCGCGCUCUGGAGAUCUACGAGGCCAAGCUGGGCCCGGACGACCCGAACGUGGCCAAGACGAAGAACAACCUGGCGUCGUGCUACCUGAAGCAGGGCAAGUACAAGGAGGCGGAGAUCCUGUACAAGCAGGUGCUGACCCGGGCCCACGAGCGGGAGUUCGGCACCAUCGACGGGGACAACAAGCCCAUCUGGCAGGUGGCGGAGGAGCGGGAGGAGAACAAGCACCGCAACAAGGAGAACGUGCCGUACGGGGAGUACGGGGGCUGGCACAAGGCAGCCAAGGUGGACUCCCCCACCGUCACCACCACCCUCAAGAACCUGGGGGCGCUGUACCGCCGCCAGGGCAAGUACGAGGCCGCCGAGACGCUGGAGGACUGUGCCCUGCGGUCCCGCAAGGAGGCCCUGGACAUCGUGAAGCAGGCGAAGGUGUCUCAGAUCCUGAGCGAGACGCCGGACAAGCGGCGCGGCUCGGGCGGCAAGGAGAGGGCGAGCCGGCGCGGCUCCCGCGAGUCUCUCGAGAGCAUGCAGUAUGAGACGGAGGAGUACGGGAAGCUCAGACGGAGCGCAUCUUUCUCAAAACUACGGGCCUCAAUUAGACGCUCGAGUGCCAAGCUGAUGCAGAAACUGACAAGUCGGGGAGACGGGGUUGCCAACGCGAUAGGCAACUGUAGCAACAGCAUGAAGCGCGCAAGUUCGUUGUCCGUUCUUAGUGGCCGCAAUGUGGAACAGAACGGUAGGUCCGGGAUCGCGGUUCUGCGCGGUCGAACAGCCAGCACUGAACAACUAAGGCUAAAGGACACAGCGUAAAGCUGUAAUGUGUGUGUAUUUAUUCAAAAAUGUGUUUGUUUUCUGAACAUCAGCUUAGUUUGCCUGUGCAAGUUUUUUUGGUUCGCCAGGCUCACGUGUAGAAUGGAUGUAACUGUUUCAUUCAUUUUUGUAAUAAUUAUUAUUAUUAUUUCAGUCAGGGAAUGCAUGAGUUGGUGAUUUUUAUGUGCUGUCCAUGCCAUAGCGCACAUUGUGAUAAUGGUUCUGAUGCUGUAUUUCAUUUUUUUUAUAUAAAAACAUGACUUGUUUUCAGUGAACUUACACAUUUUGUGAAAGUGAUGAUUUUAUUAGAAUGAAACGUAGGAGUUAGUGGGAGCCCCGAAUGACCGACCUCAUGAAGGAAAAAUGAUCACAAGGUCAAUAUGCACACUUUCACCGAGCACUUAGUAACCUUUGUGGCUGGCAAGAGGCAAACCUUUUGCUCUAAUAUACUUGCUUGAAAAGUUGAUCUGUGGCGACGGGAUUUAAAGAGUUCAUUUGAUACAGAACACAAAGGGACGUGUUGUUUCUGAAGUUAAUGCUUGCAUAUGUUUUCUUGCACAAUGCUUUGAAAACAUUGAAAAACAACUCUUUUUUUUCGUUUCUUUUUUUUCAAUGCCAAUUUAGGAGAAAUAAAUCCAUACAACCCUGAUGACAUACAUGGCAUACAUGAGAAGGAUAUCUAGAUAAACUUUGUUUUCAUUAUGAAAAUUUGAAAGGCCUUCAUCGAGGGCAGUUGUGGGCUCUCACUAACUCUUUAAGUUAAAACCCAAAGAUAGUGCAUGCAUCUAGUAUGUUAAAGUCAUCAUUUAAAUAAAAAGUAAAUCUUUUUUUUUAUUUCUGCUAAAAAAAAUUUUCAUGAGCUGUGAAAAAUGUUAAGUUGUACAUUUUGAAUAUAACGACAUGAUCCUACCAAUUUUUUAAAAUCUCAUUCCAUGGAUUUAAUUUGCAUUUGUCAGUUUUUCAGAACUUUUACCAUUCAAUUUAAAAUGCAUAACGUGGCUGAAAAUUAUGCCAGUUUUUUAUUUUUGAGUUUUUUUUUUAAAGAAAACAUAUUUUACUCUUAAAGAAUGGCAACUAAUGUUUCCUUUCUUUUUUUCCUGCAACCAAAUCAUUUCCAACUAGACAACAGUACCACUUGUACUAAUUUACUAGCUGUAUAUAAUUAUUUUAUCCCUUAUUUAAUGCAUGUAUCUUAAUAAAUAAUUAUAAUUCAGUAUUGAUUAUACAAGACUUAAGUACAUAUUCAUUUGUGUACUGUGUACACGUGACAGGUUACCUUAAAUUUCUGUUUAGUUUAAGAGGCUGUUUAUAAAUUUAAAACACAAUCUCUCAUUACCCAAUACUGUGCUUAAUAUUGGGAUAUUGUCAGGGAUCGGACUAAAUGUGCUAAUGUUUUUUUAUUUUGUAAUUUUUCAUUUGUAUAUAAAUAAUAAUACUUAAGAGUGUAUAAACUCGAUGAUUAAUGAAAUUGUUUUUGUGUACUUAAACCUGUUAAUACUGCUGUCAAUACUUGCAGGUUGUUCAGUUUGUCAUUUGAGAAUAUUGUAACAAGACUUUCAUUUUGGUUCUAUUUUUUUUAUAUAAAAAAAUCUUAACUUUGCAUGUUUGGCACAUUGUCCUUCAUUUGAAAACAGUUAUGUUUUCUCAACCUUUGCCUCUUAAACCUAACAGAAUUCUCAACUGAUUUGUAUCUUGGUUGGAUCUGGAAAAAUAACCAUUCUCAUUUCAUGAAAGUUUAAUUUGAUGUGUACACUUGUUAUGCAUUUGUACUCUUUUAACACAGUGUACGCUUUUUAUGUAUGAAUAUAUUUUCUGUUCCUACUUUUUACAUCCAAAUAAAUAUAAGAUAUUCCAGCGAAAAAGACUGUUGCAUUUUAUGCCAAGUAUUUGUUAGCAUAUUUGUUUUGAGGGAUCAAAUUUUUUGUUGAGGGUUCUUUCCUGUCUUGUUUGAAAGAUUGUUGAAAUGUUUUUGGCUUCUAUUUUUGUAAUUUCAUACUUUGCUGUCACAUAGAUGUAUUUGCACCAAUAUUGAUUUCAGUAUUUUAAACAUUGUAUGAUUACAUUUCAAAUGUUACUCAUAUGGCUGGAAAAAAAACACCCGUUUGACUUUUUUUCCCCCAGGGUUUGGUUAAAAGUGUAUUUUGCUGUAUAUUAUGGCAUAAGCCUUUAUUAUUUUUAUUAUUUGAUGAUUUGAAAAUCCUACUGUAAUUAAUUAUUAUUUAAUGUUAUAAGAAGCAAUUAAUAGGCAAGUUUGUUUUAAUAAUUCAAGAAAGCACAGCAGUCUACUUUAUUUGCAGAGUAAAUAAUGCACUCAGGAUUGUGCUACGUUAUAUACCUGGUCAGAUGUUUUGUUGCAUUUUAUUUUUGAUAUAUUCUCUCAAAGAUGGUGAGUGUUCUUUGGUCUGAAAGUGGUAUUCGAACAACCAAUCAAUUUUCAUGUGAGAUGUUUGGAAGUGGUUGUGUUACUAUAAAUAUUUUUAUUAUUAUUAUUUUAUACAUGGCAAUAAUAUUUAAAUAACUAAAGUAAUUUAUGGAUUUGGGGGUGGCUUUUCUCUGAUGCACUGUCUUGUUAAAUACGGCUUACUUCACCGAGUGAUAUAGGUACCUUGAUAUUUGAUGAGAGUUUUAUUGCAGUGGAAAGCUAUCACGAUGCUGGAUGUAUGAGAUGCUAAGUUUAUACAAGUUGUAAUUAUUGACUUUUAUAAACAAUUUUCUUAAAAUAGAAUUGCAAUAUGUAUUACAAAUUUUGUUUUGCUUUAUAUUGUUUUGAAUGUUUUUGAAUGGUAAUAAAUGUUUUUAUUUCCAAGUGACAACAUUUUUUUACAAAUAAAAAGUUAUAUUAAAGAUAUAAAUAAGUUAUCAAAACACUAAAAUAAUGAGUAGUGAGAUUUCUUUUUAUUUGGCAAUUUGAUUUAAAAGAACGUUUGUGUCAUGUUUUAAAAAAAAAAUUGAAAAAAAUUAAUUUUGCAAUAGAAUAUUGUAGAACUUUUAAACUAUGUUUAUUUUCUAAAACCUUUUGCAAAACAUUGAGUCCAUUCCAAAAGUAGGAUUUUCAAAUACAUUAAUUCACCAGAAAACUUGGUAUCCAAUAUAGGAUAUUGAAGUAUAUGCUUAAAGUUAUCAGUUUUUAAAUCUUGCAUUUAUGCCACGUAAUGUUAAUUUUGUGUUUUAGAGUACUUAAAAAAUUGAUAUCGGAUAGGUUUAAAUUAUGUCUUCUGGUAUUUAAUCAAGAUAAUUACCUAAGAGACAACACUAAAAUUCAGUGAAAUAAAUUUUGUUUAAAAAAUAGUAACUAUUUUCUAUUUUCUUAUUUUAUUUUUAAAACAUUCAAGACAAAAUUGUUACCACGUGAGGGCUGCAUUAAAAAUGUGGCGUAAAUGCAUCCAGUCUGUAUAUUAUUAGUGCUAUCAUCUAUUGUAUUAAAUGCAUAUAAUGUUUAUACGUAGUGUUGUUUUAAUGCUUGUGAAAGGAAAUAUACGGGAAAAUUAAACUUCUACACCUAAAGUGAGCUAAUGAGGAUAUAUGCAUAGUAGAUUAUGCUUAUUCCAUAUUUUUCGAGCAUUGCACAACACCGCUGCAAUUACUGAUGAGUGAUUACAAGUGGUGUUAGCUUUUCUAAAGUUGGCAAAACAUUCUUGUUACCUUGCUAUCUUUAGUACCGCAUAAAGUAAAACCAAAAAACUAAAUGUUAUAAAAACUUUCUGUGUGUGAAAUAAAGGAGCUGUAGAUUUGAAGUACUCUUCUUUGGAAACAAACAAAUAAGGUAUUGUUUUAUGAAUAUAAAAGAGAAUAAAAUCAAAUAAACUGAAA